Porites lobata is the source of this 363-nucleotide messenger RNA. The record is from the annotation of a GenBank genome assembly. NCBI's taxonomy places the organism in Eukaryota, Metazoa, Cnidaria, Anthozoa, Scleractinia, Poritidae.
UUACAGAAAAAGCGUCUUAUUCAGCUGUAUGGAAAGAACCAACUGUCAAAUAAUAAACUUCGCAUCGCUGAAGAAUUCGCACUGGGGAAGAGUUUGACUCAACUGGCCUCGGAAAUGGGCAUCGCUAAAGCAACUGCGGAGGUGUACGCCAUCGAUUGCCUUGCAGCUGGCAGGAAGAUUGACCAUGAGCAACUAGCAAGUUUUCUUGCCUUAACAGCCGAUGCUUUUCAGCGCAUCAAAGUCACCAUUCUAUCGAAUGAAGACAACAGGCUGCGCACAAUACGUGAUUCACUUAGUGAGGAAUUUUGCUACAAUCAGAUCCGUUUUGUCCUGGCAUGUUUAAUUCACGAACUGGAACUUUGA